UCGCAUCUGCGUUGCUUCCGUUUAAUCGAACAUUUAUAAAUAUUAUAUUCGCACCCAGAAGGCAGAUCAUUCAUUCCGCUGAGGCUCUUUGGUUGAUCCGUGCUCGACUGUUUCGUUCUGGUUUCCGCCUUUUUUUUUUUUUUUGGUGCUCGAUUGCUUCUGUCUGAGGGCUUUCAGUCAACAUGGCGGCAACUCAAGCUACGAAUCCUUCACAAUUGCUCCCUUUGGAGCUGGUGGACAAGUGCAUCGGUUCUCGCAUCCACAUCGUCAUGAAGACGGACAAAGAAAUCGUCGGCACGCUGCUGGGCUUCGAUGACUUUGUCAACAUGGUCUUGGAGGACGUGACGGAGUUUGAAAUCACACCAGAGGGUCGUAGGAUCACCAAGCUGGACCAGAUCCUACUCAACGGCAACAACAUCACCAUGCUCAUCCCGGGUGGGGAAGGCCCGGAAGUUUAAGACGGUUCUGCGUGUGUUUGCCAUCAGACUU
Molecule: messenger RNA, 489 nt
Organism: Syngnathoides biaculeatus (alligator pipefish)
Lineage: Eukaryota; Metazoa; Chordata; Actinopteri; Syngnathiformes; Syngnathidae
Gene: lsm5
Product: LSM5 homolog, U6 small nuclear RNA and mRNA degradation associated
Exons: 5
Coding region: 183-458 (91 amino acids)
Biological process (GO): mRNA splicing, via spliceosome
Cellular component (GO): U6 snRNP; Lsm1-7-Pat1 complex; U4/U6 x U5 tri-snRNP complex
Molecular function (GO): RNA binding
Source: RefSeq, a predicted model, not a curated record